GGCAGGAUCGCACCCCUCCCGUCUCGUCUGUCGACAGCAGAUCCUCCUCCAGCCUCUUUAAACUGCUCUCACCUCCACUCGAACGACAUUUCGGGGGUUCUGUCUGUAGCUGACCAUCCUUACACGCCUCAUAUCUGCCUGCGUGUUUCGGAGCAUAUUUAUUUUUCUGUCGGAGCGUUUGGAGCCAAAGCCGAACACAGACAGAGCUGUGUUUCAGGCUACUUCAGUGGGCGGAUAAAGCGGAGGAGGGCAUCCGGGCCUGGCAGCUCCGGAGAGUCGGCGUGAAACGACGGAAUUAACCAUUUUCAGGCUGUGCACCACCCAGCUAUGGAGAAGAUGAAGAGGAUUAAGAAGCGUCUGUCGUUAACACUCCGCUCCAGUCAGACCAUCGAUGAGUCCCUGUCCGAACUGGCCGAGCAGAUGACCAUCGAGGACGGCGGCACUAAGGACAACGAGCCCUUCAUGAGGAAUGGCCGCCCCCCCACCUCCCACAGCAUGCACUCCUUCCUGCACCAGUACACCGGCUCCUUCAAGAAGCCCCCGCUCCGCCGGCCGCACAGCGUCAUCGGCGGCACCCUGGGGUCCUUCAUGGCAAUGCCACGCAAUGGCAGUCGUCUGGACAUUGUACAUGAGAACCUGAAGAUGGGAUCAGACGGGGAGAGCGACCAGGCAUCAGGAACAUCAUCAGACGAGGUUCAGUCUCCAACUGGCGUCUGUCUGAGGAACCGAGUCCACCGGCGGAUCUCCAUGGAGGACCUCAACAAGCGUCUGUCGCUGCCCGCUGACAUCAGAAUUCCUGACGGUUACCUGGAGAAGCUGCAGCUCAGCAGCCCGCCGUUCGACCAGCCGCUCAGCCGACGCUCCCGCCGAGCUUCGCUGUCGGAGAUUGGUUUUGGGAAGUUGGAGACGUACAUUAAGCUGGACAAGCUGGGAGAGGGAACCUACGCCACAGUGUUCAAAGGACGCAGUAAACUCACAGAGAACCUGGUGGCGUUGAAGGAGAUCAGGUUGGAGCACGAGGAGGGAGCGCCAUGCACUGCCAUCAGAGAAGUGUCGUUACUGAAGGACCUCAAACACGCCAACAUUGUGACGCUACACGACAUCGUUCACACUGACAAGAGCCUCACGCUCGUCUUCGAGUACUUGGAUAAGGAUCUGAAGCAGUACAUGGACGACUGUGGAAACAUAAUGAGCAUGCACAAUGUGAAGAUCUUCUUGUUCCAGAUAUUGCGAGGGCUGUCGUAUUGUCAUAAGAGGAAAGUUCUCCACAGGGACCUGAAGCCCCAGAACCUCCUAAUCAAUGAGAGAGGAGAACUCAAACUGGCUGAUUUUGGUCUGGCGAGGGCAAAGUCUGUCCCAACUAAAACCUACUCAAACGAAGUGGUGACUCUGUGGUACCGGCCCCCUGAUGUUCUGCUGGGAUCCUCUGAGUAUUCAACACAGAUCGACAUGUGGGGCGUGGGUUGCAUAUUCUAUGAGAUGGCUGCAGGUCGGCCGCUAUUCCCUGGCUCCACCGUGGAGGACGAACUCCACCUCAUCUUCAGGUUACUGGGCACACCCACAGAGGAGAAGUGGCCGGGAAUCUCCUCCAUCGAAGAGUUCAAAUCCUACAACUUCCCCAAAUAUAAACCACAGCCGCUCAUCAACCACGCUCCCAGGCUGGACAGUGAAGGCAUCGAGCUGCUGCUGGCUUUUCUCAGAUAUGAAUCCAAGAAGAGGAUUUCAGCCGAUGAGGCCAUGAAACAUUCCUACUUCAGGCAGCUGGGCAUGAGAGUCCACACACUGCCGGAGAGUGUCUCACUAUUCACAUUAAAAGAAGUGCAGCUGCAGAAAGACCCUGGCUACAGGAACUCCUCAUACCCAGAGUCAGGUAACGGCAAGAUCAACAGGAGGCAGAGCAUGCUUUUCUAACACUCAGUGAAGAGGAUGGUCGAUUGCCCAACUUCAUCAUCACUUCCCACCAACCUCUCGCAUGAGCCCACCUCCCUUCAGAGUGACCCCCCCCCCUACCUGCACGCACACACACACACACACAUACACACACAUAAAUAUGCACACACACCCCUCUGAGCGAGUGACUCUGGGUUGAAUCUAUUUAGAGACUGUGUUUAUUUAUUAGGGGGGGCAGGGUGAGGUUGAAUUUUUUGCUGCUAAACUACUACUGUCUGUAUUUAACACACCGUGUGUGUGCGUGUGUGUGCGUGUGCAUGUGUGUGCGUGUGUGUACAUGAUGUGAACUCGAGACGCCGUGCACAGUUGAGCAGUCAGUGAGGUUUACUCUGUUUUUAUUCUGACUACGAUUGUCUGGCUUCGUUUGAAUUCCACUGAUGUUGAUGUCGACGCUGUGAUCCAAGUUGUUGUUCUUGUUGUCGUGCUUGGAGACCGAACGCUUCAGUUUCUUCAGAUUUUUUUUUAUAAAUAUGUAUAUCUAUAUAUAUAUAUAUAUAUAUUUGGAGUUUAUGUUUUGUUUUUCUUCGAGCUUCCGUGACUGAACUCCACAGCAUUUCCAGGUUUAGAAAGACUGGAUGGUCUUGGUUGAGGAAGAAACGGCUCCUCUGGAUUUCCCAUCGUCAUUUUUCCAAAACAUUUCAGACGGACUCUUCUUUGAGAGGUCCUGCUGGCCUCGGGGGGUUACACUGAGGUUCACAAAGCAGGACUGUGAGUGGACUGUACUAAUGGUUUUAAGCUGAGGGUUAAAGAAGCACACACAGUGCAGUCAGACUUAGAGAACACGAAACCAACUGUCGGUUCUUUUGUUCUUUUCAACCGCUCUGGCUCAGCAACAGGACCAAACCUGAGGAGGAGGGGAAGAUGAGCACAGAGCACCGAUGAAAGAGGAGGAAUACUGGAGCUGAACAGGAAGUCAUGUGACGUCCCACAGGAAGCCAGCAAGCCUUCCGUAAAACCCCUCACUAAACUGCCAGGACUUCAGUGCUUUUUAAAAAAAACAAAAAAAACAAAAACAAAAACCAAGCUUCACCUUCUCGCUCUGAUCUCACUGCAGUAACUGUUUGUUUUUAACUUGCACUUCAGUGUGUUGUUUUGGAAUCAGGGACCCGGGCCUCGACACGGCCGAGUUUACCCAACAGUAUUAGGAUGUGUACUCUGUAUCUGUGACCUUUGACCUCUCCUUGUGAAACAACAGCGUCAUUGUGGCAUGUUUUUUCGGAGGUGGGAUGUUGAAAAGCAAACUGGUUGUUUUCCACUCGGCGUCGGACCACUGCUGUCUCCAGCAUUUGUACACAAGAGAAAAAAAAGAUUUCAAAUUGAAAUUGAAGAUUUAACUGCCCGCUGUGUUGUUUGCAACUGACAGUGAUGCUACAGAUGCAGCCGGUUGAGAAGUCUCACUUUUGACUGCAUGUUUACUGAUGCACUGUUACAGUGGUGUGCUCUGCAUUCCUGGUCUAUUUAACUAAGAUUAAGAAAAGUUGUUGUAGAAAUGCAUUCUGGAAAAGGCAAAGACCAGUUUCUACUCUCACUGUAGCAGGAGAAGAAACAAUAGAAGUGAGUUAAGUGCAUAAUCAUCUGCACUAAAUAACACCAGGGAUGCACUGAUCACCACAGGUUGAACAGGAGGAUCUUUCUGUUGUUGCAGCUCUUUUGUUCAACAUCUACACGAAAGUUUCAAACUUGGUCUGUUGAGAUUUAAAGGAUUUAUCAGAGCAACAUCUCUAGAGUUCUCUAAUUGGGUAGAACAUACUAGGAAAGUGCUGGAGGCACUGCUAAUGCUUGAUAAACUCAUUAAUAACUGGGAUCAAUAAUGUAACAAACAUUAACUUUAACACAGUUUGCAGCUAAUAGUGUAAAAAUCCUGUGAACACACUGUUUCUUGUCAUUUCUUUUUUCCUUUCAACAUGGAUGAAAGUUUUAUUUUCAGAAGCUCAAUAACUCAUCUGAUAAAUUAAAGCUCAACACAAACUGUGGCAACAGAGCAAAUACAAAUGGAAGAAACUGUAAAUUUGCAUUUCAAAUAAUGUCACAAUGAUUUUGUUCACAGAAAAAAACUCAUUAA
Molecule: messenger RNA, 4012 nt
Organism: Seriola dumerili (greater amberjack)
Lineage: Eukaryota; Metazoa; Chordata; Actinopteri; Carangiformes; Carangidae
Product: cyclin-dependent kinase 17
Exons: 17
Coding region: 328-1911 (527 amino acids)
Biological process (GO): protein phosphorylation
Cellular component (GO): cytoplasm; nucleus
Molecular function (GO): ATP binding; protein kinase activity
Source: RefSeq, a predicted model, not a curated record